ACAUUAGCCUUAACAAUCACAAGAGAAAAAUGAUGAAAAUAUCGAACAUUCUUCUUAUUGUUAUCUCCAAUAACACUACAUUCUUCAUUAUUUCCAUUCUAUUGACAAUCUUCAUUUCUUUUAUUCUUAAGAAAUGGAAUAGUAGUGUAAGAAACAAUAAACCACUCCCUCCAGGUCCAAAGUCAUGGCCUAUAAUUGGAUGUUUUCCUCAAAUCAUCCUAAAAAAUAAGCAUGCAUUAACUCAUCGAAUACACAAAAUUAUGGAGGAAAUGAAUACUGAAAUUGCUUGCAUUCGUGUUGGUAAUUAUCAUGUUAUUCCUGUAACUUCUCCUGAACUUGCUUGUGAGUUCUUGAAGAUUCACGACUCUAUUUUCUCAUCCAGGCCUAUUUGCAUGUCCGCGAACCUCGUUAGUAAUGGCUACUUGACCUCAAUUUUUCUCCCCAGUGGUGAUCAAUGGAUGAAAAUGAAAAACAUGCUAACUUCCCAUGUGUUGUCACCAAAAUCAUUUCAAUGGCUUCGUCCUAAAAGGGACGAAGAAGCUGACCACCUUCAUCGAUUCGUUUACAAUCAAUGUAGCAACCAACUUGUUAUUAACUUAAGGGAAGUAACAAGAUAUUAUUGUGGGAAUGUAAUUAGGAAUAUGAUUUUCAGCAAGAGAUCAUUAUUUGGAAUUAUAGAAGAACAAGAGGAGCAAUUUGAUGCCCUUUUUACAAUUCUUGAAUAUGUUUAUUCUUUUAGUAUAUCAGAUUACUUACCAUGGUUAAGUGUUUUUGAUUUGGAUGGUCACAAGGCAGUUCUCAAGAAAGCCUAUGCUAAAGCAACAAAACAUAUUGAUAUUGAAUUACAAACAAAUAAUGUACAGGUACUCAUGUUGGCAUCAGUGGAUAAUCCUUCAAAUACAGUUGAAUGGGCACUUACAGAAAUGUUGAAUCAACCAAAGUUGAUGCAAAAGGCUAUAAAAGAACUCAACAUUGUUGUUGGGAUCAAUAGAUGGGUUCAAGAAUCAGACUUGUCAAGGCUAAAUUAUGUCAAGGCUUGCAUAAAAGAGACCUUUCGACUCCACCCCGCUAUAACUUUUAAUGUUCCUCAUGUGUCUGUCUCUGAUACCAUCGUCGGUGAAAAGUACUUCAUCCCUAAAGGGAGUAUAGUGCUAUUAAGUCGUCUUGGACUUGGUCGGAAUUCUAGAGUGUGGGAGGAUCCAUUAAAGUUCAAGCCGGAGCGUCACCUCAAAAUGGAAGAUGGUGGUGAAGUAGUUCUCACUGAUUCAAACUUACGUUUGUUAUCAUUUGGUGCUGGAAGACGAAGUUGUCCAGCUGUGAAACUUGGUUCAACAAUUACUACAAUGUUACUUGCUAGACUUCUUCAAGAAUUUACCUGGAAUUUACCACCAAAUUUACCAUGCAAUGAUUUAAAUGAGUCUUCUAAGAUUAAUCAUUUUUCUGCCUUACCAUUUCUUGCUCAGGCAAAACCAAGAUUAGCUAAGGCCAUGUAUCUUUAAGCUACAAUAUUUUUCGUAUUCAUCUAUCGAAGUUUUAGUGUGUGAAAUUAUUUUUGUUAGGAUAUACUAUUAACCAUAUGGUUUACGUUAUAGUAUUGUCUUUUCAUCCUAUAUAUGUAAAGAUUGUUAUUUUGUUUA
This is a messenger RNA of Solanum tuberosum (potato), 1637 nucleotides long. Its product is annotated as isoleucine N-monooxygenase 2-like. Lineage: Eukaryota; Viridiplantae; Streptophyta; Magnoliopsida; Solanales; Solanaceae. The transcript has 2 exons. Bases 30 to 1499 code for a protein of 489 amino acids. Gene Ontology annotation, molecular function: oxidoreductase activity, acting on paired donors, with incorporation or reduction of molecular oxygen; monooxygenase activity; heme binding. The record is from RefSeq and is a predicted model, not a curated record.